GCUGAAUACCCUAUAUAUUGUACAAGCUGGUAGAUAAGGGGACGUACACUUGCCAUCAUGACGCCUAACGAAUUUGGACAAGUCCGUUACGGGGUAGAAAUGUACUCUAUGAAGGAAGAAGAUUUUUUCAAGAUGCAAUGUUUGAAUAACAAAACAAUGUUUGGUGUAUUUGAUGGUCAUGGGGGCAAGUUUGUCGCACGCAAAUGCGCAGAAUAUGACUGGGGCAACGAGCAGUCGUUCGAGGAAAUAUUCUGGAAGCUUGACGAGACCCUGGGACCCCAAUCUCUGAAUUCAGGAACCACUGCGUCGAUUAUGAUGAUUGAGUGCGUCCUCUUUUCUCUACCAGUGUAUUAAAAGGCACUCAAGUAGGCAUCGCAAGAGUAACGACUUCAGAAUCAGUUUGGCAUGGGUAGGUGACUCACAAAUACUGGAGAUUGAUAUGAUUGCUCCUGUGGCGGGUGUUACUUACUUGACGUCAGCGCACAAUUGCAUGAACAAGGCAGAGAUCACUAGAAUUCACAAUCAGUGGCGCGCGCGCAAAUUUCUCGAGGAAAUGCGCCUUCAGACUCACGUCCAAAAUGAUUUAUUUCAAUUUGGAGAACUCACGCAACAAACUUUUGCUUACGAGAAGAAGUUGGAGUCCGCCUAUGAGCGCAUCUUUUCAAGCCAUCUGCGUUGCGAGUCCCCAUUGUUACAAAGACAACUAAGCUUGCUGGAGAAGAGAAAAUCACAUAAGAACGAGGAUGGGGCCCUUGCAUUGCAUGCCCGCUGGUUGCAAAUGCCACAAAGCUCUAUUGUGCAUGGCGCUUCUACCUGUGUUACGCGUUCUAUAGGUGACUGGGAUGCGUCACGCACGCUGAUUCCUCACCCGGAGAUAAUUGAGCGUGUUGUCAAGAGGGGUAACCACAAACGCUUUGUAAUUGCAAGUGAUGGACUUUGGGGAACACUUUCGCUCAAUAAAAUUGCCAAGCUUGCCUAUAGAAAUCGCGAUGAUCCGCAAAAAUGUGCUACAUCAAUACUGAGGCAUGUGAGGCUGGAGUGUGCCCAACUAAAUGGCGUCCGAGAACAUCCGUUUAAAGAUGAUACGACCAUAGUGAUCGUUGAUGUAAUCGCAGCCCCGGCACCACUUAACCCUCAGCGGGCAGAAUGCAAGUCCAGCGUCAAAUGGCCAUGGCUCUGCAAACUCCGAUGAGGUAAUAACGACGAGGCUUAAUUGGGAUUCUAGCCUAAGAUAGUAGUGCUCGAAUUCAAUUCGGAUCUUAACACGAACACACCUGAGGCGUUCAGUGGAAAUUAGAUAUAGUACUGUUCGCCAAGAUUGGCAAGAACAUGUGGGAAGGGGCCGGCACCCACUGGCACGGACCACGGUAGAGAAUGGUCGCCUGGGCCUUGGCUCUGUUAUAAUUGACGUGCUCCGCGAGUACCACAUGCUCUGGUUUGAGCUACGACGCUGGCCCCAGGGCCAUUCAUCAUGAUUUUAGGUAGUCCGAGUCGCCUUGUUAGGACGUAAUGAGCUGG
Messenger RNA from Pelagomonas calceolata, 1518 nucleotides. Lineage: Eukaryota; Pelagophyceae; Pelagomonadales; Pelagomonadaceae. The record is from the annotation of a GenBank genome assembly.